CUCCUUCUCUGAAUGAAUUGCCUUGCAGGAGGGACUGAAAAUACAGCUUCUUCCUGAAUCCACUGGCAGAGUUACUAAAGAGAGCUCAAGACACAACACCGCAGAGUAACGCCUUGGAAUGUCCUCGCACUUUAUAAACAAUUGUCCUAGGGAGGGAAUAUUUUUACAUGACAUUUGCACAGCUUGACAAAUGGCUAGCUGAGGCUGUGUGCUUCUCUGAUGAACGUUGAAUUUCCCAUAGAGAUACCCCACAAACUGACCAAAGAGAGAGAUUUAACUGCACUGGGAAAGUAGAAGUGGAACUUGGAGCCUUCAAAAAACCCCACCAAAACAACAAAAAACCAGCAGCAGUUAAGUGAAGAGCGCAAGAAUUUGAUCUUGGGCAGGAUGGCAUCUGCCCAGGACCUUUUAAUCCUGGCACUAUAUGGCUUGUUACUAGAGUUACCGACUGGAUGUCAUGCAACAGAUACGAGGCAGCCAAGGUUACGUCUGUCACAUAAAGAGCUCUGGGAUUUAAACAGGACUUCAGUCUUUCAUAGCCCAUUUGGAUAUCUUGGUCUUCAUAUAAUGCUGCUGGAUGAGUAUCAAGAACGACUGUUCGUGGGAGGAAGAGACCUCUUGUAUUCCCUCAGUUUGGAUCGAAUCAGCGACAACUACCGAGAGAUCCAUUGGCCUAGUACACCUCUGCAGGCAGAAGAAUGCAUAAUUAAGGGAAGAGAUGCUGAUGAAUGUGCAAAUUACAUCCGUGUCCUUCACCGAUACAACAGAACACAUCUUCUGGCUUGUGGAACAGGAGCUUUUGAUCCGCUCUGUACUUUCAUUAGAGCUGGACAUCCAUCAGAGGAUCAUCUGUUUCAACUGGAAUCGCACAAAUUUGAGAGAGGACGAGGCAGGUGUCCUUUUGACCCCAGUUCUUCCUUCACCUCCAUUUUAAUUGGUGGUGAACUUUUUACUGGUCUCUACAGUGACUACUGGGGAAGAGAUGCUGCUCUAUUUCGCACCAUGAAUCGCAUGGCCCAUCUCCGAACUGAACCUGAUAGUGAGCGCCUGUUGAAAGAGCCAAAAUUUGUUGGCUCGUACAUGAUCCCUGACAAUGAAGACCACGAUGACAACAAAGUAUAUUUCUUCUUUACUGAAAAAGCAUUAGAGGCCGAGACAAGCACUCAUGCUAUAUAUACCAGAGUGGGACGCGUAUGUGCAAAUGAUAUGGGAGGCCAGCGAAUGCUUGUGAAUAAAUGGAGCACUUUCCUCAAAACCAGACUAGUUUGCUCUGUGCCCGGGAGAAAUGGAAUUGAUACACAUUUUGACGAAUUAGAGGAUGUGUUUUUGCUGCAAACUCGUGAUAACAAAAAUCCAGUGAUAUUUGGCCUCUUCAAUACUACAAGCAAUAUAUUUAGAGGAUAUGCUGUAUGUGUUUACCACAUGGCAAGUGUCCGAGCAGCUUUCAAUGGACCAUAUGCUCAUAAAGAAGGACCUGAGUACCACUGGGCUCUAUACGAAGGAAAAGUACCUUAUCCUAGGCCUGGUUCAUGUGCCAGCAAGGUGAAUGGCGGUCUGUACACCACUACCAAAGACUACCCUGAUGAAGCUGUCCAUUUUGCCAGGAGUCAUCCACUGAUGUAUCAGCCCAUCAAGCCUGUUCAUAAGAGACCAAUACUAGUUAAAACAGAUGGAAAGUACAAUCUUAAACAAAUAGCAGUGGACAGAGUGGAAGCCGAAGAUGGGCAAUAUGAUGUCUUGUUCAUUGGCACAGAUAACGGAAUUGUGCUGAAAGUCAUUACAAUUUACAAUCAAGAGACAGAAUCAAUGGAAGAAGUGAUUCUUGAAGAGUUGCAAGUAUUCAAGGUGCCUGUUCCUAUUAUUUCUAUGGAAAUCUCUUCAAAAAGGCAACAGCUCUACGUUGGAUCUGAGUCGGUUAUAGCUCAAGUGAAGUUCCACCAGUGUGACAUGUACGGCACGGCCUGCGCUGAUUGCUGCCUCGCCCGGGAUCCGUACUGCGCUUGGGAUGGGAUCUCCUGCUCCCGAUACUAUCCCACAGGAAUGCAGGCAAAGAGACGUUUUCGCCGACAAGAUGUUCGACACGGAAAUGCCGCACAGCAGUGCUUUGGCCAGCAGUUCAUUGGUGAAGUCCUGGAGAAGACUGAGGAGCGACUUGUUUACGGAAUAGAGUACAACAGCACCCUUCUGGAGUGCACCCCUAGGACUUUACAAGCAAAAGUAAUCUGGUUUGUCCAGCGAGCGCAUGAAGCUAAGAAGGAAGAGGUGAAGACAGAUGAUAGAAUAAUCAAAAUGGACCUUGGCCUCUUAUUCCUGAAGCUGCAUCGUUUGGAUGCAGGGACCUAUUUUUGUCAGACAGUGGAACACAGCAUUGUUCAUACUGUCAGGAAAAUCACCCUGGAAAUAGUUGAGGAAGAGCGUGUAGAUGAAAUGUUCAAUAAAGACUAUGAGGAGGAGAUACCUCACAAGAUGCCAUGCCCAAUGCAGAGCAGUAUACCUCAGGCAUCAAAGCCAUGGUACAAGGAAUUUCUUCAACUAAUAGGUUAUAGCAACUUCCAGAGGGUGGAGGAAUACUGUGAAAAAGUGUGGUGUACAGAUAAGAAGAGAAAAAAGCUAAAAAUGUCUCCAUCCAAGUGGAAAUAUGCCAACCCUCAAGAGAAGAAGGCAAGGAUCCGGCCAGAGCAUUACCGGUUGCCCAGGAACAUAGCUGACUCUUGAUGGACAAACAUCCAUCUACUGUUUCUGGGCAAGAUUUUAUUUGGACUUAAGUAAGAGGGUGAAAUCAGUCUUGGUUUUGGUAAUUGACACAGGUUUAUAUAUGAAAUAUGAGGACUGAAAACAAAAAUGCUAUGGUAAGUUAUACUGUACACUCAUGAUGACUGUUUAGAAGCAUUUUAAACAAAAUCUUCUUAACUUUCUGAUUCUAAGUAGGUCAACACAAUCAGAGUUUUGCAUUAGGGAGGACGUGACAAUCUUCAGACUUUGAGUGCUUGAAUCAGUUUCCUGUGUGGACCAUGCUUGCGCUGUAUAUUGUUGCAUAUGAUGGCAUAUUUAAGCAAAUUCAAAUAGCUAAGCAUUCACAAGCAGAUGACAAGUAUAACACGUUUUUUCUUCGUUUCACAAAUUUCUCAUGCUUCUGAAAGCAGCACGUCUUAAGAUCUUUCCUUUUGAUUGUGACCUGUCUGAGUUUCUCACUGAGAACAAUGAGUUGUGUUAAUACAGUGUACUGCUAUUUGUAAAGAUAAUGAAGGGAAAAUACUAUUUACUUCCCAACAUUUUUUGUCUUAUCAGUCAUUUAUGAAGCGCAAUGUGCUCUCACAGCUAAAUAAUAUUCCCUAGUAACUCGAUGUAAGUCAAAUGCAUGCUGAGAACACAAACAGAAUGAAAGUCUUCAACUUAUCUAUAUAAAAAUUUGGAACGAUGGUUUAGAUAGAAAACGAGUCUAUCUUGUUGCUAGUAAUGGACAUUGCCUUAGUAAUGACACGAAUUAAGGGAGUGCCCUCUUGUGGCAAAACAAAGUAAAAGCUGAUGUUAUCUCUUUUCUGAAGAAACGUGUAAAGCAAGGAGGUAUUACCCAGAUCCACAGCUGGUUUGUUUUCAGCACACACUUCUAGUCUCCAUGUGCUAAAUCCACAGAUUUAGAAGGAAGGUGGAAGUCAUUUAUGCUGGAAAGACAGCAUUUAAAGUAAGUAAUGUUUUAUGUUGUUAAAGUGCUUAUGGGGUAAAAUGCAGUCAUAAAAAGUUAGGAUGUAGAUUAAAAACAAGAACAGCAUUAUGCAGCUGUGUUUCUAUAGUUUCAGGGUCUGAGUCAGGUAAAUCUUUUCCUGGUAUGUAAUCUCUGGUCAAAAGGGCUGCUUUGCUGCUCUUGUGAGCGAUACCAGGAGAGGUCAAAGAACCAAGUCACUUAGAAUCUAGGUCUUUCAAGACUUACUUAAAAAAAAAAGAAAGAAAAAAAAAAA
Molecule: messenger RNA, 3956 nt
Organism: Calidris pugnax (ruff)
Lineage: Eukaryota; Metazoa; Chordata; Aves; Charadriiformes; Scolopacidae
Gene: SEMA3E
Product: sema domain, immunoglobulin domain (Ig), short basic domain, secreted, (semaphorin) 3E
Exons: 17
Coding region: 388-2715 (775 amino acids)
Biological process (GO): negative regulation of axon extension involved in axon guidance; neural crest cell migration; semaphorin-plexin signaling pathway
Molecular function (GO): chemorepellent activity; semaphorin receptor binding
Source: RefSeq, a predicted model, not a curated record